UGGGCUGACUGCAAGCAGGAACUCCCGGAGUUGAGAUCUCUCUGCCUUCUCCCCUUAGUGCCCAGAUCUCUCUGCCUUCUUCCCUUGGAGCUGAGCUCGCGCUGCCUUCCCUCUCUCUCCCUUCCCGAUGCCCGCUGUGUGCUUGCAGCUCCCAGGUCAGCCUCCUGCCCAGGAAGAGAAGGGAAUGACCUCUCCCCCCUGGGAUCCUGCUCCCUCCCCAGCUGAGCCCUCAGAGGACCAAGGCCUGGCCCAGGCAGGGGGCCUGGAGACAGAGGCAAUGGCCCCUGGGAGCCACAGACCCCCAGCCCAGGAGUUGGUGACCUUCAAGGACGUGACUGUGGACUUCACCGCAGAGGAGUGGCACCUCUUGGACCAUCCUCAGAGAGAGAUGUACAAGGAGGUCAUGCUGGAGAAUGCCUGGAACCUGUUCUCCCUGGGACUUCCAGUUCCCAGAGAAGCUUUGAUCUCCCAUUGUGAGCAAGGGGAAGCACCAUGGAUGCUUGAGCGAGAAGGCCCAAGAACCUCCUGUGCAGAUGAAGAGACUAGGCAUGAAAUGAAGAAAGCUACUUCAAAGCUGAGCAUUUCUGUGGAAGAAUCACAACAGCAAAGAUUCAUGAAAAAUAGUCACCGUGACAUCAGUUUGAGAGAAAUCUGUGACUCUGGUAUCAAGAUAGGGAAAAAACAAAAGAGCCACUGUGACUUUAAAAAAGAUGGAAAGAGUUUCAACCAAUAUUCAGUCAUAAUUCAAUAUAAGAAAAUGACCUCAAGAAAUGACCAUUCUCAGGAUAAUAAAUCUAAGGAAUGCUUUACUAAAGAGGUAGAGGUUGUUGAGUCUCCUGAAAAGCCACCUGAAGUGAAAACUUAUCAAUGUGAGGGGGCCUUCAGCUUGAAUUCAGAAAUAAUUAGACAUCAGAAGAAUCACACCAGAGACGUGCUUUAUAUCUGUAAUGAAGGUAAAAAGACCUUCCAUUAUAAUUCAAAGCUUAUUGACUACCAGAAAAUUCACAAUGAAAACAAGUAUGGAUGUAAUGAAUGUGGCAAAGUAUUUAAGAGACAGUCAUCUCUUCUUUCCCAUCGAAGGACUCAUACUACAGAGAAAUCUCAUGAGUGCCAUGAAUGGCAUAAAGCUUUCAGUGAUGAUUCAUCCCUUAUUUUCCAACAGAGAAGAUACACUGGAAAGAAACUUUAUGAAUGUGAUCAUUGCAGAAAAACUUUCAGACAGAGGGUCCAUCUUGCUGAACAUCAGAGAAUCCACACUGGAGAGAAACCUUAUGAAUGUAAUCAGUGUGGAAAGGCUUUCACACAGAGCUCAAGUCUUUAUAAUCAUCAAAAAUUCCACACUGGAGAGAAACCUUAUGAAUGUAAUCAGUGUGGAAAAACAUUCAAGUUCAGCUACAGACUUGCUCUACAUCAGAGAAUCCACACUGGAGAGAAACCUUACAAAUGCACUCAAUGUGGAAAGACUUUCAUAUACAAUUCCAGUCUUGCUGAACAUCAGAGAAUCCACACUGGAGAUAAACCUUAUAAAUGUGAUCAAUGUGGAAAGAGCUUCAGAUAUAGUUCCAAUCUUGCUAAACAUCAGAGAAUCCACACUGGAGAAAAACCAUAUGAAUGUAAUCAGUGUGGGAAGAGUUUCAGACAUAGCUCAAGUUUUGCUAAACAUCAAAAAAUCCACACUGGAGAGAAACCUUAUGAAUGUGAUCAGUGUGGAAAAAUGUUCAGGUACAGCUACAGACUUGCUCUACACCACAGAAUCCACACUGGAGAGAAACCUUAUGAAUGUACUCAAUGUGGAAAGACUUUCAGACACAAUUCCAGGCUUACUGAACAUCAGAGAAUCCACACUGGAGAAAAACCUUAUGAAUGUAAUCAGUGUGGAAAGAGCUUCAGACAAAGUUCCGUUCUUGCUGAACAUAAGAGAAUCCACACUGGAGAAAAACCAUAUGAAUGUAAUCAGUGUGGAAAGAGUUUCAGACAUAGCUCAAGUUUUGCUAAACAUCAAAAAGUCCACACUGAAGAGAAACCUCAUGAAUGUAAUCAGUGUGGAAAAACUUUCAGGUGCAGCUCCGAACUUGCUCUACACCACAGAAUCCACGCUGGAGAGAAACCUUAUGAAUGUAAUCAGUGUGGAAAGGCUUUCACACAGAGCUCCAGCCUUCUUAAACAUCAGAGAAUCCACACUAGAGAGAAACGUUAUGAAUGUAAUCAAUGUGGGAAGACAUUCAGCUUCAACUCCAAACUUGCUCUACAUCAGAGGAUCCAUACUGGAGAGAAGACUUAUAAAUGUAAUCAGUGUGGAAAAGCUUUCAGACUCAGCUCUCAUCUUGUACUACAUCGCAGAAUCCACACUGGAGAAAAACCUUAUGAAUGUAAUCAGUGUGGAAAGAGCUUCAGACAAAGUUUCAUUCUUGCUGAACAUAAGAGAAUCCACACUGGAGAGAAACCUUAUGAAUGUAAUCAGUGUGGAAAGGCUUUCACACAGAGCUCAAGUCUUUAUAAUCACAAAAAAUUCCACACUGGAGAGAAACCUUAUGAAUGUAAUCAGUGUGGAAAAACUUUCAGGUGCAGGUCCAAACUUGCUCUACACCACAUAGUCCACACUGGAGAGAAACCUUAUGAAUGUAAUCAGUGUGGAAAGGCUUUCACACAGAGAUCCAGCCUUGUUAAACAUCAGAGAAUCCACACUGGAGAGAAACCUUAUGAAUGUAAUGAAUGUGGAAAGGCUUUUACACAACACUCCAAUCUUGGUAAACAUCAGAGAAUCCAUGCUGGAGAGAAGACUUAAAAAUGUAAUCAGGGUGGAAAAGCUUUCAGACUCAGCUCUCAUCUUGUACUACAUCACAGAAUCCAUACUGGAGAAAAACCUUAUGAAUAUAAUUAAUGUGGUAAAACUUUCUGGCAACAGUCAUCCCUUAUUUCCCAUAGAAGAAUCCAUAGUAGAUAUCACUGUACUGAAUAUGAAAAGGCAUUUAAAUGGUGUAAUGGGCUUGUUAGACAUCAGAAAAUUCAUUCUGGGGACAAGUUCAAUAAGGACUCAAUGUGGGAAGACCUUCAGUCAGAGAUCAUUUCUUGCUUUACAUGAGAGGAUUCAUAGUGGGCAUAGGUCUUUUGAUAGAAGAGAGAUGUCCCUAAGACAUCAAAAUAAUCCCACUGUUAUCAUAAAAGCAAUGAUUGUUGGAAAGCCUUGACUUUGAGCUCAUAUUUGACUGUAGAUUGGUGGAAUUAUGCUGAAGAUAAAAGAGAUGACCUCUUGUUUGAAAAUAGACCUAAUUUAACAUCCCAAUUUUCAUGCUGUGCAUAAACCCUAUAAAUGUAAUGGAUUUUUCUAUGAAAUAUUGUUUUUCAACACACUGUUGGACAUUUAUUUCUGUACUGAUUUCUUUAGGCUGCUAGGUGACACAGUGGAUAGAGUGUUGCUGCUGCAGGCAUAAGACCUGAGUUCAAAUUCGGUCUCUGAUACUUAGUAGAUAUGUGAUACUGGACAAAUCACUUAACCUAUUACUGCCUCAGUUUCCCCCAUCUGUUGUAGAAUGUGUAUACUAAUAACACCUACAUCCAAGGAUUAAUGUAAGAAUCAAAUGAGAUAAUACCUGUAACGUCUUUUGCAAGCAUUAAAUCACCAUUUCAAUGCUACCUAUUCUUAUCAUUCCUUGGGCCAUAAAUCUCAGAGUCAUUGGCUAAAAGAUAGGGAGAGAUUAAUCAUUUCCUUAUCCCUGCAAUGGAUAUUCAAAACCCUGUAGAGGAAGGCAGUACAUUGAAAUGAUGGGGCGCUGUUUUACAGUCAAGAAGACUUGGGUUCAAAUCUUGCCUCAGAUGCUCUCUAGCUUUGUAACUGUCCAAGGAACAACCUCUCUGUGCCUCAAUGUACUUACCUCCAAAAGGAGGAGGUUGGUCUCAGUGACUUCUGUGGUCUCUUCCAAAUCUACAUCUGUGUUCCCCUGAAAAGGGUGUUUAUACGUCUCUUUCUCCAACCUGUGACAAUAUUCCAGGCAGGAUACUUAGCAGGACCAAGUCUGAAACAAUAGCACAGGGCCAAGAUGGCAGGGCCUGACCUGACCUUUCCCUAAUCCCCUUCCCAAAGCAUUAAGUAGUCCCUCUGAAUGCAUUGUGCAGCAGAGAACCCACACUGGGUGCAGGACUCUGUGCCCAUAGUCCUGGGUGGCAGUCCCAGGGUGAGGAGGAGCACUAACACAUCAGAGCUUGUGACUGGGGACACUGGUCACAGUUCAGGACAGAAAAGAGUGCUUGUGGUCACUCACAGACCAGAGCAUAGGCCAGGGGAGCAGUGAACACCCCUCUCCUUAGGUCAUACUACCUCGGAAGAAAUGAAAAGUACAGAACUCCAGAACUAGCUCUGAAAAGAGCUGCACAAAAUCCCUGAGGCUUGGAAUACAGCAGAGGACAAAUACAACCUAGAAGGCAGCAUACAAAAGCUGGGUUGCUUUGAAAACAAAUGAUUUAGUAAAUAAGUUUUCAUGCAAUGGAAAUUCAUUCUUUUAUACUGAAUGCUCUCAUGUUCUGCUAAGCACUUAGAAAUUUUUUUCUUCAUUUCUCAUUUUGUAUUUAAGUUGUUUUUUUUUUU
Messenger RNA from Dromiciops gliroides (monito del monte), 4582 nucleotides. RefSeq names its product zinc finger protein 665-like. The coding region runs from base 128 to 2785 and encodes 885 amino acids. Lineage: Eukaryota; Metazoa; Chordata; Mammalia; Microbiotheria; Microbiotheriidae. The transcript is spliced from 5 exons. Gene Ontology annotation, molecular function: RNA polymerase II cis-regulatory region sequence-specific DNA binding; DNA-binding transcription factor activity. The record is from RefSeq and is a predicted model, not a curated record. Gene Ontology annotation, biological process: regulation of transcription by RNA polymerase II.